AUGUUAAGAUCCCCAUCUAAUCAAUCAUCUUCAAGCCGGGAUCCAGACGGUACCAAUGAAACCAAAUCUGGUGUUACUAUUAGAAAAAAACAGCAGCCGGAGAAUGUGAUCCUAAAUGAAAUUAAAAGCAUGCAGUCGAAUUUUACCCAGGUUCUGCGAGACCUUCGGCAGGACCUUGAUGUUAAGUUUGAAAAUAUUUCAGACAGUAUUCAAACAGUUAGAAGCGAUCUUGAAAACUACCAAUCGCAGAUAAGGAAAGACAUUGAUGACCUACGUUGUGAAAAUGGCGCCAUGAAACAGCAAAUUCAAGAUCUUAACAAGGAAAUCUCGGACUUGCGUGAAUCAACGAGGUUUAUCUCAAGUCAACAGGAUGAAUUUGGAAAAUGCACCGAUAAAAUCUCGGGUUGUACUAAAUCGAUGAAUGAACACGAACGAAUAAUCGAAUCCCUCACGUCAAAGAUGGAUGGUUUGGAGCAGCAAGCAAGACAGUGCAAUAUCGAAAUCACUAAUUUACCAGAAAAGCGUGAUGAAAAUCUGUUGUCCAUAAUUGAGUCAAUUGGCGCUAAAAUUGGAUGUGCCAUCAAUCGUCGUGACGUUGUCGCCAUCCAUCGCGUGCCUCAUGCUUCUCAAACUAGUAAACCAAAGAAUAUCAUAGCGAAACUAACUACACGUAUCUUGCGUGACAACAUCCUUGGCGCUUAUCGCAUUAAGAAAGGGAUGACGUCUGCUGAAUUGGGACUUUCGGGUGCACCGCAAAUUAUUUAUCUUAACGAACACCUUACUCUGCGUAAUAAACAACUUUUUCGAACAGCUCGAGAAGCAGCUAAUAAGGCCAAUUUCAAAUAUGUUUGGGUCAAACACUCCACUAUUCUGGUACGAGCAUCUGACAAUUCCCCCGUCAUUCCUAUUCGCACAGAACAGGAUAUUAAGAAAAUUUAUAAUAGGGGAUCGGGUACUAAUAACCAUCCUGGGACCAGCGUAUAUACACAGUAAUAUAUUCUUUUUUUAUCAUAUUUUUGUAAAAAUCGUCUUCAUAAUGAUAUUUACAGUGCUCGGGCUUAAGAUUGAAGAGGCAUUCGGCUGGUUUUGUGGCUUAAUUGUUAUUAUUUUUUUCUGUGUAUCAGAUUCCAUUAUGUUAACUUGUAUUACUACUGCCUUAUUUACAUUAUUUAUAGUAUCGACUUUAAAAUGACUAAUAACCUGAGCGUUUACUAUCAAAACUGUAGAGGGACACGAACUAAACUACAAACACUAUAUAUGAACAUCCUGUCUAACGAUUAUGAUAUUAUAUUAUUAACGGAAACUUGGUUGAUUCCGGAUAUAUUGGACAGUGAAUUUAUAGACCAAAGGUACAUUACUUUUCGCUGUGACAGGGAUCGUGAUGUGGCUUUGAAGAAGGAUGGUGGGGGUGUUAUGGUUGCUGUACUGC
This is a messenger RNA of Hyposmocoma kahamanoa, 1429 nucleotides long. RefSeq lists its product as uncharacterized. Lineage: Eukaryota; Metazoa; Arthropoda; Insecta; Lepidoptera; Cosmopterigidae. The record is from RefSeq and is a predicted model, not a curated record. The transcript has a single exon. The coding region runs from base 1 to 993 and encodes 330 amino acids.